CGUUGUGGUUUUAAUAGAUUUGUACUUAUCACAAAAUUUUCCUCAUAUAUAUUUAUACACAUAUAUAAAUAUAUACAUAUUCAUAUAUAACUUUAUGUUUACAUUAAGUUCAAUAAAAAAAAACUUAGCACCAGAUGAUUCUACAAGCAGUUUACUUAUUGGCAAUGUAGUCUCUCCUAUGUCGUCAGAGGAUAUACGCCGUCUCGUACCAACUGCACGCCGCUGGUAUUAUAUCUCUAACGUCAUGAGGACUGAUUUUGUUGCUGAAUUCGAUACUAAAAUUCGUGCAAGGAAAGCAUAUGAGCAAAUCAAGGGAGUUUUGUACCUAAACCAUCCGCUUGAGGUAACCUUUGUACAUCAUAAGGCCACUAGCACGGAUUUUUUCGAUAGUUGUACACAAAGUGCGCCGCAAUUAUUUUUUGCUUUACCACCAGCUGAUGAAUUUGACCAGCAUCUGAAAGAAGCAAGAAAGUCUAUUAGCUCAUUAUCCCCUAUUCCACCUUCUAAACAACGCUGGGUUGAUUUUACAGUGUAGAUAAGUAUUUGAUGGAUAACAAUAGAUAUUAAUUACCGUGUUAUUUGAAGAAGUGCUGAAGGCUUAAGGGCUAAUUAUGCUUUUUCUUUCUUUAAAAGGAUGGUAAGUCAACACACUUUUUCCCUUUAUCUAGGAAGUUAUUGUUGGUUGUACAUAGAUUUCUGAAAAUGGUAUAUUUUGGGGGCUGAUAAUCCACAUACAACAGAUGAGUGUUCCGAUUUUUAUGCUCUCUUAUUGACCAUUGCUUCGUUGUAAUUCUUGGCAAAGAAAAUAACGUCUUUACUUCGUAUUUAUGAAAGGCUACUGACCGCUGAUAUGGGCACGAGAAACUUGGCGUUGAACCUGCCUCUUCAAAAUCUUACCAUAGGUUGUUUUCUUUUUCAGCAAAAAGAUUAGUAUCAGGGACCACGGAAAAGUCACGGCUCAUAUUUUGACUGAAGAUGACAAACUAUUAUGUGCACUCACUGUCUUUUUUAGAUAAAAGCUUAAUUUUCUAUUCGUGAAAGAGUAUUAGCAUUAUAAGCAUAAUGUUAAACUAUGGUGAGUUGUGACCGAACAGGUGCAGCGAAUUUUCAUAAUGUUACAUACUUCUCAAUCUAAUGUGGAUCCUUGGGAUAUUAGAAAGCAACUUUCGGCAGAUGUUUGUAUUUGCUUUGUUGUUAUUAGUUCGAUGUGAAUGUUGAGAUUUGUGAGAGUCGAUCUCAGGAUAAUUAAGACUACCGCACUCAACAUAAUAAAAUCUCUUGAUAUCCCUAGUAUCCAAUGGAUGUGCAAAAAGAAAAUAUGGCAUUUAAGCUAUCCCUAUUUCAUCUCUUUUUAUCUUCUUAAAGUAUUUUUUUCUUUUAUGUGAAUCUUUGCUUUUAUCUCUUCUCGCUUCCGAUUCUCCUCAUACGAUUCUUUCGAAGAAAAUUCGAUUUUGCACGACUGGGUUUCAUUUUUCUUGAUGGCUCGGUCAGGUCUAAAGCUGAUCUAGUGCCACAAGUGGAUGUAAUAUGGUGUCUGGGCAAGACGUUAGCGCUGAAUGAGUUUUCAAAAUGUUUCUCACUUAUUGAAGUUAUAUUUAUUUCUGCUGUGAUAAUUUGAACUCUGUUUAGUAUUUACAGUCGUUUAAAAGGGUGUGUAUAUUCUUGAAGCUGUGGGCUAUUCAUAAAUUUCGAACUAUCAUUCUCAACAUAAAAUUUGAAUCUUGUGGGAUAUCAAGCUGUUUUGUCUAUCUCAGGUCCAUGUAUAUCGAAGCAGUUUCUUUGGUCUCAGUGUUCUUUAUUUUUUGUUGUAGCUAAUUUCCGAUAUUCUGGUAUAGGCAUACUCAAAUUGUUUCCUGGUUUUUCUUUCCGAAUUCUAGAUUCACGUCAUCUAAGAAGUGCUAGUUUAUGUCAUUAUGUUUCUUAGUUUGUAUGGAUUUUCAUAAA
Phytomonas sp. EM1 is the source of this 1944-nucleotide messenger RNA. Lineage: Eukaryota; Euglenozoa; Kinetoplastea; Trypanosomatida; Trypanosomatidae. The record is from the annotation of a GenBank genome assembly.